AUGGAUCCUCGCAAGCAAGCGCACGAACGGGCGCCACCGCCAGAGCGCGCCGAGCUGGUCGAGCUUGCCGCUGCCCUCGUCAAGCACCUCGACGGCGACCAGGAGCGCGAGUGGCUCAACCUCGUCCCAGGGGCAAGCACGCGGUGGACUACAGCAGUCGACGUGCACAUCCAAUCUCACCACGGCGGUUUGGACUCGACGAGCCCGCCCGUCGCCAUCUACGACGCCGGCUUCCUCCAAACGGGCAAGCUCUUCAAGGCCAGCCUGCCCAUCCUUGUCCUCCCCGAGCCCGCACACCACACGAGGCUGUGGGCCGGGCCAGAGGAACACGAAAAGCGUUGGUCGUAUCACGGGCACUCGAACGACUCGAGCGCGUCGCAGUGGGUCAUCGAGGACUAUCGCGACAAGAUGGACCUGCGGGUCGUCUUCCACCUUCGCAGCCAGCAAGCUGAACACGAGCACAUCAACGGCGUCGAGGACUCGCUCCCGAUCUACGCCCCGCCGACGCCGCCGGCGUACCACCCUCCUCGCCUUCCUUCUCGCUCGCCAUCGCCUGCGCCCGGCCAGUCGCCUUCCUCGUCCAGCAACAUGGUGUCGGAUGCCGACCGACGUGUCCACAUGCAGCAGAUCCGCGCUUUCCUCGACUGGAUGGACGUCGGGUGCAAGUUUCGAGGUCAAGGUUGGGCCGAUCAGCGCGUCCACAUCGAGUACCGCCGCCAAGGCGAGGGCCGCAGCAGCACGAGCUCGCCCAAGCGCGACAUCCUCGAGCUCGUCGUCCGGCUCAAGGGCAUCUGGCGCCACGUCGAGCUCGACAACCCGCCUCUCUCCUUAGAGUCUCGAAAGUUCUACGUCUUUGCGCUGCCGGGCGCCGACUUUCCCGAGGGCGACGGCGACAAGGCGGCGAGCGUGUUGAGCUGCCCGCUCCACGAGUACGAGGACGCGUCGGGUCACUACCCCUUUGCGUCGCCCGACGGUUCGCGCUUGCACGACGAGUGGACCUUCGCGCCGUCAACGGGCCGCAAGCUCGACAGCAAGCGGCGCCUCGUCGCGACGACGUGGUCGGUCAAGUCGACGUGCGCGCACGGGACGCCCCUCCGCGUCGUGUUCGAGCUGGACGAGCCGCACGAGCCCCGAGCGCGGUCGACGGGCGUGCAGGGCGUCUUUAAGAGGCUGCUUCGGAGCUAG
This is a messenger RNA of Rhodotorula graminis WP1, 1185 nucleotides long. RefSeq lists its product as uncharacterized. NCBI's taxonomy places the organism in Eukaryota, Fungi, Basidiomycota, Microbotryomycetes, Sporidiobolales, Sporidiobolaceae. The record is from RefSeq and is a predicted model, not a curated record. The transcript has 6 exons. The coding region runs from base 1 to 1185 and encodes 394 amino acids.